Molecule: messenger RNA, 957 nt
Organism: Prunus armeniaca (apricot)
Lineage: Eukaryota; Viridiplantae; Streptophyta; Magnoliopsida; Rosales; Rosaceae
Source: the annotation of a GenBank genome assembly
AUGAGGCAACCAGAAGAGUUUGCAAAGGAGGGAAAGGAGCAUAUGGUUUGCAAACUUGACAAGGCAAUUUAUGGUUUUGAAGAGAACAUAGCCGAUCAAUGCAUUUAUCUAAAGACAUGUGGGAGCCGAUUUAUUUUUCUAGUGUUGCAAGUCGGCGAUAUACUUUUGGCUAUAAAUGAUCACAAUUUACUGAAAGACACUAAGGAGCUACUUUCAAACAAUUUUGAGAUUAAGGAUUUGGGAGAAGUCGUUUUUGUGUUAGGCAUUGAAAUUCAGAGAGGGCGAGCUCAAGGCCUCCUAAGCAUGUCGCAGAAAACAUACAUUGAAAGGAUACUCAAGCGUUUUGACAUGAGUAUGUGUUUUGGACAGAAAGUUCCGUUAGCCAAAGGAGAUUUAAAGAAGGAGCAUUACCCCAAGAGUAAAGAAGAAGAAGAAAAGAUGAGGAACAAGCGGUACGCUUCUCUAGUUGGAAGCAUUAUGUACGCACAAGUGUGUACAAGGCCAGACCCAGCCUUGUGUAUUAGCAAGAUGGGGAUAUUUCAGUCAAAUCCGGGAAUGCAACAUUGGAUAGCUGGAAAGAAGAUUUUGAGGUACGUACAGAGAACAAAGGCUUAUAUGUUGAUUUACAGAUGCACAGAGAAUUUAGAGCUUGUUGGUUAUGUUGGUGCGAAUUUUGGAAAAGCAGAGGAUGAUUACAUCUCUACUUCAGGUUUUCUUUUCAAGAUGGCAGGAGCAGCUGUUGCUUGGAAGACUGCUAAACAAUCUGGUGUUUCGAGUUCAACCAUAUUUUCAAAAUACAUAGCUUUCUAUAAAGCCACUUCUCAUGCAGUAUGGCUAAGGAAUUUUAUUAAAGACAUUAAGGUGGUGGACUCAAUUUCUAGACCAAUACGAAUAUAUAAUGACAACACUGCAGCUGUUUUUCACUGCAUGAACAACAAGAUAUCAUCUAUACUUUAG